AUGGGUUCCGAUGAUACGGAGGGCGGCAAGGCGGUGACGCCCGCUGCGCCGCGUCGUCCGCUCAAGCUGCGCCUCAAGGUGGGCGGCGUGGUCGUCGACGUCUCGCGCGCCACUCCCAGUGCGCCGCGCGGGGGGAGCGGGGGAAGUAGUGCGAGCAGCGGGAGCAGCCGCGAGGAUCGUAUCAAAUCCGAUUGGCGCAUUGAUUCUGAUGAGCGCAUAAAAUGUGACGACGCGGAUGUUACAGAUAUGCGUCGCAGUGCGAAGGAGCAUAGACGCGCUAAAAGAGAAGGUUCGCGGAAGGAGGGAAGGAAGGAAGCGGAAGGCGGUUGGGAGCUGCAGACACCGCCGAUAAACGAUCGGCGGACGGGCGGGGGAGCGACGGCGCGAUCGGUGGAGGGACAGGAGAGAAUGGAGGAGCGGGAGAAGCUAGAAAAACGGGAGGAACAGGAGGAGCGGGAGGAGAGGGUUACGAGGGCGACGAGGGAGACAAGGGAAGGCGAGCGCGGCCGGGCAGAGGCGAGCAAACCGAGGGAGGUUGAGAUUCAGCAGGUCGACGAUGAUCGGACGGUGGAUCGCGCGUCGCGGAGGGACGGUUUGGACGAGCGCGGUCGGUUGCAGCAGGCGCUGGAGAAGGCGAGGAAGGUGCUGUCGCAGAGCAAGGAAGCACGUUCGAGCCCCAAGGAAUCUUCCUCGUCGCCUGCCUCGUCGCCGUCCUCCCCAUCGACACCUGGCGUCGCAGCCACCGAACUCGCAUCGCCAUCCACACCGUCAACGCCGUCGGCGCCAUCUGCGCCGCAGGUGGGCAGAGCCGCGAGCUUCAAGCGCCCCGCGCCCCUCCGCAGAGCAGCGCCGGCGCACGGGGGGGACUCGCGGGGCGGGGAGAGCGCGGAGAGGGGUCGUGCGGAGGGCGAUCGCGAGGGCGAUGAGGGGCGGGGCAGGGGACGGGCGGUGGACGAGGAGGAGGAAGGUGGGAAGAGGAAGAGGCAUGGGAGCGAGGAGAGGGGAGCGAGGGAGGGGUGUGAGUAUGAGAGGGGGGACGAGAAGCGGCACAAGGCCGAGCUCUCUGAAGCCUUCUCACAGUUCGGGGUGGUGGUGCACGCGCGCAUGGUGGAGCUGCAGAGCUACGGGUUCGUGGGGUUCAAGCACCGCGCAGAAGCAGAGGCUGCCAUUACUGCAGGGGAGGACGGCCGGUCGACUAUCAUUGUUCGGGGGCGGCGGGUGCGGGUCUCGUGGGCACAUGGGUCUCUGCCAGAGUGGAAGAAGGGUGUGGGGGGGUUCUCCUUUGCAGAAGGCUCCUCAAAGCUGCAGAAUGGGCGCAUGAAGAUGCUGGCAGCUACAGCAGCAGCCAGCGCUACAGCCAUGGCGGUGCUGUCCGGUGCUGCCCCUGUCCCCAUGCUUGCGGGCCCUGCUCCUAUGGACGCCAUGGCUGACGAUAUCCCUCUGAAAGAUCAGCUAGAUAUUGUCAUUCCUACCAUUCGCAACCUCGAUUUCCUCGAGAUGUGGCGUCCUUUUUUCGAGCCAUACCAUCUAAUCAUAGUCCAGGAUGGAGAUCCAACCAAGGUCAUCAAGGUUGCCAAAGAUCCGUCAGGGAAGGACAUCAACGCGCUUCAACAGCACAUUAAGAACCUGCUGAGCCCGUCCACGCCUUACUUCUUCAACACGCUGUACGAUCCGUACAGAGAGGGGGCUGACUUCGUCCGCGGCUACCCAUUCAGCCUAAGGGAAGGAGUUUCGACGGCGGUGUCGCACGGCUUGUGGCUCAACAUCCCUGACUACGACGCACCCACGCAGCUCGUCAAGCCAAGCGAGAGGAAUUCGAGAUACGUCGAUGCGGUGAUGACUAUCCCCAAGGGAACCCUCUUCCCGAUGUGCGGAAUGAAUCUGGCGUUCGACCGGGAGCUCAUCGGGCCAGCCAUGUACUUCGGGCUCAUGGGCGAUGGGCAGCCGAUCGGACGUUACGAUGACAUGUGGGCGGGCUGGUGCAUCAAGGUGAUUUGUGACCAUUUGGGCCUUGGAGUGAAGACAGGACUGCCAUACAUCUGGCACAGCAAAGCCAGCAAUCCGUUCGUCAACCUGAAGAAGGAGUACAAGGGUAUCUUCUGGCAGGAAGAUAUCAUCCCAUUCUUCCAACAAGUAAAGCUGCCCAAGGAGGCAACAACAGUGGAGCAAUGCUAUCUGGAACUUGCUAAGCAGGUGAAAGACAAGCUCUCUUCGCUGGACCCUUACUUCACCAAGCUAGCGGAUGCUAUGGUGACAUGGAUUGAGGCCUGGACUGAGCUGAACGCGAAGGCUCCUGCCGCUAGUGCUUCUCCUGCCAAAGCAAAGCAAGCUGCCAAGUAG
Closterium sp. Naga37s-1 is the source of this 2340-nucleotide messenger RNA. NCBI's taxonomy places the organism in Eukaryota, Viridiplantae, Streptophyta, Zygnematophyceae, Desmidiales, Closteriaceae. The record is from the annotation of a GenBank genome assembly.